Messenger RNA from Medicago truncatula (barrel medic), 837 nucleotides. RefSeq lists its product as uncharacterized. NCBI's taxonomy places the organism in Eukaryota, Viridiplantae, Streptophyta, Magnoliopsida, Fabales, Fabaceae. The record is from RefSeq and is a predicted model, not a curated record. Bases 270 to 569 code for a protein of 99 amino acids. The transcript is spliced from 2 exons.
AUGGUUGCAUUAAUCAAACUAGUAAUUUCAUUUUCAGAUCUUAAUUACAAACUUUUUUUAUCCAUAUCGAAAAAUUUGGAGGCAACGUAUGCAAGUUCGCAGAAAACACCACACAACACAACACAGCAACAAGCCAACAACAACAGUGGCCCAGUUGCUUUUUGCCUCGUAAAAGAUCCUAUCAAAUCUUCUUGUCCCACUCACACACUUUCUCUGCUCUUCUCUUCUCUUCUCUUCUCUCAAACGAGGGGAAGACUGUGAGAGGCACAAUGAGUCUAGCAUGUCUUGUGUGCCAUAGUGUGGAAAAUCUGUCACCAUCACACUCUUUCAGGAGAUCUGUUUCGAAUUCAGAUAACGAAGGAAGAUGUUAUGCUAUUGCAAACUGCUUAACACGGAAGUUAUCCGUUCAACCCCCUACUGUACACUCUUUUCUUGCAGCAUCAACUUCCAAAGUUACCCCUCAACCUAGUAACACUGAGAUACCUGGUCCUCCGCGGCUUGUAAGAAGUCGUGCCGUGAGGAGGGACAUAGUACAAGAUUGGAAUUUUGAUGAAGUUGUAGCCGCUUAGUCAACAACGUGCUGGAGAAAGACCAAGGGACUUCUCUUGUGCAAUAGUUUUUCUCUCUUUAAUUUUGGGGGAAAUUUCUUGUAACAUAGUUUAGGCUUAAGAGCAUGACAUGACAUUUUGCUAUCUUGCUGCUUUAAAUUUUGUUGUGAGUUCAACUGAACUCUCUAGUUUUAUUGUAUAUCAUCAAAUUUAAUGCAUAACAAUGUUUCUAUUUGCUUUGCCAUCAUUCGUUUGGUUCACGAUAGAUUUUUCGUCGAGGAGGUUAUAA